GCCAGGCGUAAGGGUGGCAUUUACGUAUCUUGCCCGUAUGAUGUGCCCACACUGAGGGCUGGCACUCCUGCAUUCCUGCUGAGCAUCUGGCACCCGGGUGGCACCAUGAACAUUGAUGUGGAGUUUCACAUUCGGCAAAAUUACCCGUGGGCCAAGUUGCCUGCCAACGUGAGACAGAGCCUGGGAAACUCCCCCAAGGAAUAUGAAAAGCAUGUCAUACUGUACAGUAUCCGAAAUCAGCUGAGGUACAGGGUUAAUUUGGUGAAGCACGUGAAGAAGGAUGAGCGCAAGUACUAUGAGGAGCUACUGAAAUACAGCAGGGAUCAUCUCAUGCUCUACCCAUAUCACCUUUCUGACAUCAUGGUAAAGGGCCUCCGAAUAACACCCUUUUCCUACUACAUAGGAAUAAUGGAAGAUAUAAUGAACAGCGAAAAAAGCUACGAUUCUCUGCCGAAUUUUACAGCUGCUGAUUGCCUGAGACUUCUUGGCAUAGGAAGGAAUCAGUAUAUUGACUUGAUGAACCAAUGCCGAUCAUCUAAGAAAUUCUUCAGAAGAAAAACUGCCCGGGACCUCCUCCCAGUGAAGCCAGUGGAGAUAUCCAUAGAACCUUGGUGGGUGGUACAGGCCGGUUACAUUACUGAAGAUGACAUCAAGAUUUGUAGCACAACGGAGAAGAGAGCCAUUGAUAAGAUAAUCGAUUCAGGACCUCAGCUUGCAGGAUCUCUGGAUUACAAUACAGUUCAUAGCCUUUACAAUAAAGGAUUUAUUUAUCUUGAUGUACCAAUCUCAGAUGACAGCUGCAUAGCCGUGCCCCCCCUUGAAGGUUUCGUGAUGAACCGGCUGCAAGGAGAUUACUUUGAAACCCUCCUCUACAAGAUUUUCGUUUCAAUCGAUGAACAUACGAAUGUAGCAGAACUUGCAAAUGUUUUGGAGAUUGAUCUGUCGUUAGUGAAGAAUGCCGUCUCUAUGUACUGCCGCCUGGGAUUUGCCCUUAAGAAAGGACAGGUCAUAAACCCAGAUCAACUUCAUCCAUCCUGGAGGAACGUACCGUCUGUAAAUAGACUCAAAAGUACACUGGACCCGCAGAAAAUGCUCCUUUCCUGGGAAAGUGCAGAAAACAAGAGUCCCAUACAGGACCUGGCAUCUUCUGCGACAGACACUGAUACCAACAGCCAAGAAGACCAAGCAGACACAUCCAGUGUUAGCAGCCUGACGUUAUCCAGUGGGCACACCAAGCGCAUUGCUUUCCUGUUUGAUUCUACCCUCACUGCCUUUUUGAUGAUGGGAAACCUUUCCCCGAACCUGAAGAGCCAUGCAGUUACCAUGUUUGAAGUUGGCAAACUGUCAGAUGAGUCUCUGGACAGCUUCCUUGUUGAGCUGGAAAAGGUUCAGAGCACAGGGGAAGGGGAAGCCCAGAGGUACUUUGAUCAUGCACUUACUCUGAGAAACACUAUCCUCUUCCUACGACAUAACAAGGAUCUUGUGGCACAACCUGAGCAAGUGAACACAGGUUUACCUCUGGAUCUCCUGCGAUGUGAAAGUCUUUUGGGGUUGGAUCCUGCCACAUGCAGCAGAGUCCUAAACAAGAACUAUGCACUCCUGGUUUCCAUGGCACCUCUAACAAAUGAGAUCCGGCCAAUCAGCAGCUGCACCCCACAGCAUAUUGGACCUGCCAUUCCCGAAAUUAGCUCCAUAUGGUUUAAACUCUAUAUUUAUCAUGUAUGUGGCCAAGGACCACCGUCACUUUUGCUGUCGAAAGGAACAAGGCUCAGGAAGCUGCCAGAUCCCUUUCAGAUGUAUGACAGGUUGCUGAUAACCUCGUGGGGGCAUGAUCCAGGUGUAGUGCCUACGUCUAACGUAUUGGUCAUGCUGAAUGAUGCUUUGACUCACUCUGCAGUUCUCAUUCAGGGGCACGGGCUUCAUGGCAUGGGAGAAACCGCACAUGUACCCUUCCCAUUUGAUGAAGAAGAACUGCAAGGAGAAUUCUCCAGUGUUAACAUGGGAGUACACAAAGCCUUUAAAAUACUAAGGGACAAGCUGGAUUUGGAGCAUUUCUGCGGCUACAUUACAAUGCUGAACCCUUCCAGGCUCCAUGUGAGCCAGAGGAGACUGAGCGACGCUUCCGAUGGGAAAGUUGACCCAGAUGACCCAUCUCUAGCCUUCCGGCCAGAUGUCAACAGUAGCACGGAGUCCUUUGAGCUAGUGAGCGAGGAGACUGCAACAGAUUCAGGACUGAAAGCACACGAAGUAUCAACGGUUGAAAAAGAUUGGGUGCCCCUGGAACUCUGCUAUGGAAUCCCCUUGUUUGCUUCUGAACUGAAUCAGAUGGUUUGCAGGAAGAUUGCUGCACACGGGCUCUGUGGCAAGGAGAGCCUUCAAAACCUUCUCCAUUCCAGUCGGAAACUUUCCCUACAAGUUCUCAAUUUCGUUCAGUCAUUCCAGGAAGGCAACUCUUCAUUUGACCAGCUGCUGGAGUCGGGCAGCAGCAGUCUGUCUUCUCAGCCUUCCCCGGCGGACCUUGGAGUUCCACUUCCAUCCAAGAACUUGAUAUUCCACGACGGCAUACUAUCGGAGUGGAACGGACGCGGCCCUCUACCUUUGCACAAUGUACAUAUACCCAGUGGGCAAACCUAGCUGUGAAUAUAGUGCUUCGUCCAACUCGCUCUACGUUGAUGUUAGUAUUUAUUGCUGCAUUGUAGGUUACGUUCUGACCUCCUGGGCUCAGGAACCUGCCCAAGUGGCUAACGGCGUGAUUGUAGAACUUUGUGGCCUGCACUUAGGUGUCCCCGUAGUUUAAACACACGCUGUGGAUUUCAUUUACAUUCCUAGGUCUCCUUUUUGUAGUUUUCUUGAGCUGGAUCAUAUAUCAUUGUACGAUAUACCUAACGGAUCAAGCUGCUCUGUUAAGUGCCGCGGUGAGAACCACUGGUAGGGGCAAAUGUUUUUUUAACGUUCCGUCAUAGUCAAUUCCAAAGAGCAGGCCAGUUAUCCUAAUUGAUUGAGUAGAACCUCACGAGAUGGUUAAGGCUACUGGUUAGGCAUUGAAUAUAUCUAUUUACAAAAUGGUGUUGGAGAAGUCAGCAUUGAGUAUUUGUCGGAGGAAUCACCAUGGAGUAUUUGUUGGAGGAAUCACUAUGGAGUAUUUAAUAGACCCCUAAGGGCAUUGUGCUAGUUAUAUUAAUAUAGUCAAUAAAGCAGAAUACUCAGAACCAUAGUUACUAUGCAUAUUACAUCACAAUAGAACCACAUUUUCUAACGAAUGCCAAUUAAUUCUGUUAUUCUUUAAUUAGCUUGCAGCUCAGUGCCUUUGCUCUUAAUUACUUUGUAAUUCCUUAACAUUUUAGGCACUCAGUCCCAUAAUGAAUUCAUAUUCCUUUUCUGAGCCAGGGGAAAAAAAAUUGAUUUUGAUUGGUUGCAGCAACCUGCGGUUCAGUUUUCAUUUAGCUUUUAAGAUUUUUCUAACACCAUUUGAUUUGAUACAUAUCAUACAGCACUGUAGCCGUUGCUAUCAGCAGCUCUAUGUAUUCCCUACGUAUUCAUGAUAUAAGGGCUUAGGCGCAUGGGAGCAUUCCUUAUGGGCAGCCAUAUUUGUGCCACUUAUGACUGUGAGUCCACGCAGUUAUUGCACAGGAGCACAUUGGUUGUUUUUGUUCAACAUCAAUGUUUUUUGGCAAAAAUCCUGCCUUUGGGUGAUAAGAAUAGGGGGACAGUGAUCGGGGCCCUGCAGAGCUGUAGGUAGAAAGAAAGGAACAGAAUGGAGAUGAUAACACUAUAUCAGUCUAGCUCAACCUGUAGCCCUUGUUGCUGAAUUACAACUCCCACUACACAUGAAAGUGCUACGACCACAGGUCAGACGUGGCCAGGUCAACUCAAACCUGCCCUUAGCUUUUGCUGCGUUGAUAAAUGGAAGUGUUACGGUCGGAACGGCUACUUUCUAAUUCAGUGUUGCUGAGAAAUCAGCAUUCUCAUAAUGACAAUGUACUGCAGAAUAAUUGUAAAUGCGUGGAAUCAUCUUCCGACGGGCAUGUGAGAUGUUGUAUGUGACCGCCAUGGCAUGGAAACGCGACGGUGCAUCACUUUGAUGUUUCAUUUUUGUUAUUAGACAUGGAAAGGAUGGCAUUAUAUGUGUCUAUAAAGGUGUCUGUUUCUCU
Molecule: messenger RNA, 4151 nt
Organism: Xenopus tropicalis (tropical clawed frog)
Lineage: Eukaryota; Metazoa; Chordata; Amphibia; Anura; Pipidae
Gene: fam91a1
Product: family with sequence similarity 91 member A1
Source: RefSeq, marked provisional